Molecule: messenger RNA, 573 nt
Organism: Funneliformis geosporum
Lineage: Eukaryota; Fungi; Glomeromycota; Glomeromycetes; Glomerales; Glomeraceae
Source: the annotation of a GenBank genome assembly
AUGUCUAAUGAUACAAUAAGUUUAGAGACGGCAGUUGAAACAGCAGCUUUAACAUUUCUCGAUUUUGUAGUGCCUGAUGCUCCAUUCACUCUUUUUCCAGAAAAUACGCUAGCUCGCAAAAUGGAAGAUCCUCGAGCAAAGGAAUUGUCAGAAAAAAUUGAUCCUGCUAUUCCAAUGUUGUCUGAAGGCUUUUUAGCCCAUGUAAUACCAACUAUAGCGCAAGUUGAAGAACAAUUACGAGAAUUAGAGGAGAAACAAAAACUUCUUUUGGAAGAAUUAAAAACAACAAACAUAAAGAUGGAAAAUCAAGAUAAUUAUGAGUAUAUAGCAUUAAGUUUCUCAAAAAUUCCUAAAUAUAAUAGCAAACUUCAGAAUAUACGCAAUACAAUGUUAUCAAUGUUAUUACGAUCCAAAAACUUAAAACAACGAGUUGCUCAACUUAAAAUAAUGAAAGAACAACAAUUAGCCCAAAUUGCUAAGUUUCAAAAACGCGAAAGAAAUUUUGAUCAAACAGUCUUGGCAGCAAAAGUUGUAGAACGCAAUCCUCCUCCUAUCCCUGAAGCUGUUAAAUAG